This is a messenger RNA of Bombus terrestris (buff-tailed bumblebee), 2563 nucleotides long. Its product is annotated as ribonuclease H2 subunit A. The record is from RefSeq and is a predicted model, not a curated record. Gene Ontology annotation, biological process: DNA replication, removal of RNA primer; mismatch repair. Gene Ontology annotation, molecular function: RNA binding; RNA-DNA hybrid ribonuclease activity. The coding region runs from base 143 to 1147 and encodes 334 amino acids. NCBI's taxonomy places the organism in Eukaryota, Metazoa, Arthropoda, Insecta, Hymenoptera, Apidae. The transcript is spliced from 3 exons. Gene Ontology annotation, cellular component: ribonuclease H2 complex.
CGGAUAAGGUUUCGAGCAUUUUAUUGUGAGGUUAUAUUUUGCGACACACGAUAUUACUAACACACGGCGUCAUCAACUAUUUCUACCGAGGACACGCGACACAUGCACACAGGUUAUAUUGGAGGAAAAACGUGUGAACGUUAUGGAGAACGAAAAGGAAAUGAUAGAUGAAAUUGAAGAAACGAAAUUAGAAGAAAAUUGUGUUAAUUCUGAGAAAGAUAGUAAGAUUACCUGCAAAGAAAACCUAACCCCGUAUUUCAAAGCUUGGGAUCAUAGUAUCAAUAGAGUUCACUUGUCAGAUGUACCACAAAUAUGUCGGGAUGAACCAUGUCAACUUGGUAUCGAUGAGGCUGGACGUGGGCCAGUCUUGGGACCCAUGGUUUAUGGGAUUGCCUAUGCACCUUUAUCAGAAAAGCAGCUUCUUGUGGAUCUAGGUUGCGCAGACUCCAAGAGUUUGACGGAAGAACAGAGGGACGCAAUUUUCAACAAGAUUUGUAAGCAGCACAAGACGAUAGGUUGGGCUGUGGAUGUCAUAUCCCCUAAUAUUAUCGCGAAUAACAUGUACCGUCGUGUUAAGACCUCUCUGAACGAAGUUUCUAUGAAUUCCGCGAUUGAACUAGCCAAACUGGUGAUUGAAGCUGGUGCAAACAUCACAGAAAUCUAUGUAGAUACCGUAGGCGUACCGCAGAAGUACCAGGCCAGGUUGGAACAGAUUUUCCCGGAUAUAAAGAUAACUGUCGCAAAGAAGGCUGACUCAACGUAUCCUAUCGUCAGUGCUGCCAGUAUUUGCGCUAAAGUUUUACGCGAUCAUGCUUUGAAAGCUUGGCAAUUUCGCGAAGAGUUGAUAACAACCGAGUACGGAAGCGGAUAUCCGAAUGAUCCAGAUACUAAAAAGUGGUUGUCCGAGAAUGUAGAUCCAGUAUUUGGAUUUCCGCAUAUUGUUAGGUUCAGCUGGUCUACUGCUGAAAAGAUUCUGGAGUCAAAGGCCCUGUCUGUUGAAUGGGAAGAAGUGGAAGACACAGGGAAUCCUGGGGAACAAAAGAUUUCCAAAUUCUUCGUCAAGUCGCCGGUUAAGUCUUGCAAGCCACAGAGCAAGCGACAUCAGUUUUUCACCGAAAGAUGUCUUUCCAGUACUUCCAAAUUAUGAUCUUCUCUGUUUACAAUACGAAUAGUACAUAGACACGCAAACAUAGUAUCUUAUAAUUAAAAAGUUAUUCUUGGAUAAAACUAAGACUUAUGUCUGAUCAUUGACGUAAACGCCGCUUUAUUUAUCAGAACGUUAAGUUAGAGAUAAAAGUCGGUUCAAUUUAUGUACAUAUGUACAAAGUGCUCUUACAGUAAAAUACGAUAUGCAGGUAGUGGUUUCUUUUUAUACCACCCCGUGUAUUUCACUUGUAAUUAACAAUUAGGAAUGUUAUUUAGCGCAAAAUGUUCUUUGGUAAAACACACUCUACAUUCACGCGCAUACACACGGCUCACAAUAACUUCUAGGGUAACAUAUCUCUGUUGAUUAAUAGCGACUAGAUUGAUAAAAGCUACGACGAAAGAGAACACUCUCACCGGGGCUAAAAUCUUUGCUUGUUCUCUCGCGUGACUGGACGAUAGAAACACUCGUGUACAAUUAGAAUAUAAAUAUACUCGGCGUUCGUUCGCUCGUUCGUUCAUUCAUUCAUUCAUUCAUUCCGGUUGAUUAUUAAUCGUCCGUUUACGCUUGCGAUUUUUUUUUAAUAGUAAGAGACGAAGGAGAGGAAAAGAAGUACGUAAGGGCUGCAAUUUCGCACUCUCGAGAGUUUGAAGAUGCUGAGAUGAACGUAGAUUUGUAAACUCUGCUCUCUGUAUUGUAUCAACGAUUGAAUAGCUUCUUUAAGUAACCAUGAUCAUGUUUUCUUUAACGAGACUAUACAUCUCUUUGCAUCUUGCUUGAGAAUCUGGGAUUUAACACUAUGACGCCGCAUACACGACACUAGCUCCGCCAUAUGAGCGUUAACUUUGUGUUAUUUUUUAAAUUCCAUUAACAUCAUACAAGGUCUAAUUACUUUUAUUACGUUUCAUUACUUUUAUAUUGACAAUCAAUUUUAUAUUAUUGUCGAAAUUAAAAAUGCAAUCGGACACGAAUUUUUGUGUAUUUGUAGUGGUCAUCUUGCAUUUUGGGUUAGAUAACUAAUGUAAUUAUCUAUUUAUUACUUUACUCUUUUUGUUUUUUAUAUAUUUAAAGUUACUAAAUUUUUCUACAAGUACAAAAAAACCAUUGUUCGUCAAUUUUGAAAUUAGCCUUUCGUUAUAGUGUUAAAAACGACUAUAAGCUAUAAGAAAACGAAACAUGGAAAGUAUAAAAAAUCCGUGCAAGAUGCAGGGAGAUUUACACAUCCGAUUCAGUAAGUACGAAUUUACGCGUCCACCCAUUUUCUAAUCUCUAACAUACUGAUGUAUAUCUCUGUUAAGUAUAUUCUCUCGCCUAUAUCGUUGCUAACUUCACUAACUGCGAUUAUAAAAAAUAGAAACAACACGGAUAAUUUAGUACACCAGUGGUCUCCAUAACACUUGUUUUUGGAGGCCUGAAAAG